This is a messenger RNA of Vidua chalybeata, 7511 nucleotides long. RefSeq names its product sodium channel protein type 2 subunit alpha-like. The transcript is spliced from 27 exons. The record is from RefSeq and is a predicted model, not a curated record. Gene Ontology annotation, cellular component: axon; plasma membrane; voltage-gated sodium channel complex. Gene Ontology annotation, molecular function: voltage-gated sodium channel activity; protein binding. Gene Ontology annotation, biological process: sodium ion transmembrane transport; neuronal action potential; membrane depolarization during action potential. Lineage: Eukaryota; Metazoa; Chordata; Aves; Passeriformes; Viduidae. Bases 1 to 5985 code for a protein of 1994 amino acids.
AUGGCACGGGCAAUGCUGGUACCACCAGGACCUGACAGCUUCUUCUAUUUCACUGAAGAAUCUCUUGCAGCUAUUGAAAAACGUAUUGCUGAUGAAAAAUUUCAUUCUGACCAAGAUGAGCCUACAGAUGAUGCUGGUCAUGAAGCAAACCACCCAGAGCCAAAUAAUGACUUAGAGGCAGGAAAGACACUGCCAUUUAUUUAUGGUGAUAUUCCUCCAGGAAUGGUGUCUGAACCCCUGGAGGACCUGGACCCAUAUUACAUCAAUAAAAAAACAUUUAUAGUACUGGAUAAAGCGAAGACAAUCCACAGGUUCAGUGCCACACCUGCCUUGUACCUUUUAUCUCCUUUCAAUAUCACUAGAAGACUAGCUAUUAAGAUUUUGGUUCAUUCAUUGUUCAACAAGGUCAUUAUGCUCACUAUUUUGGCAAAUUGUGUGUUAAUGACAUGGGGGAAUCUUCCAGAAUGGGCGAAGAAUGUAGAGUACACUUUCACUGGAAUUUAUACUUUUGAAUUUCUAGUAAAAGUCUUUGCAAGAGGCUUCUGUAUGAAUGAUUUUACGUGCCUUCGUGACCCCUGGAACUGGCUUGAUUUUGUUGUCAUUUCCUUUGCAUAUGUGACAGAGUUUGUGGACCUGGGCAAUGUCUCAGCGUUGAGAACAUUCAGAGUUCUCCGAGCUUUGAAAACAAUAUCAGUCAUUCCAGGCCUGAAGACUAUUGUAGGAGCCCUGAUUCAGUCUGUGAAGAAGCUCUCGGAUGUGAUGAUCCUGACUGUAUUUUGCUUGAGUGUAUUUGCACUGAUAGGGUUGCAGCUGUUUAUGGGCAACCUGAAGAAUAAAUGCCUGUUCUGGCCAACAGAAAAUUCAACAGCUUAUGAAAAGCAUGUAGUCCCAUACUUUAAUGGUACAGAAUUUGACUGGGCAGCAUACAUUAAUGAAGAAAGUCAUUUCUAUCGCCCAGAAGGAGCAAAGGAUUUUCUGCUCUGUGGCAAUAGCUCAGAUGCAGGUAAAUGCCCAGAAGAGUUUAUCUGUGUGAAAGCUGGUAAAAACCCCAACUAUGGAUAUACUAGCUUUGACACAUUCAGUUGGGCUUUCUUGUCACUGUUUCGACUGAUGACACAGGACUAUUGGGAAAAUCUUUAUCAGUUGACACUACGAGCUGUGGGCAAAUCAUACAUGAUAUUUUUUGUUGUGGUGAUUUUUCUGGGUUCCUUCUAUUUGAUUAACUUGAUUUUGGCUGUGGUUGCCAUGGCCUAUGAAGAACAAAAUCAAGCAACUAUUGUUGAAGCAGAGCAGAGGGAGGCAGACUUUAAACUGAAGCUUGAACAACUGCGGAAGCAGCAAGAAGAAGCUCAGGCAAUAGCAGCAGCUGCAGUAGAGAUGACUGAGUACAGCUGUGAAAGUGAGAAUGCUGCGCCCUCAGAUAGUUCUUCAGAUGCAUCCAAGCUUAGCUCAAAAAGUGCCAAAGAAAGGAGAAAUAGAAGGAAGAAAAGAAGGCAGAGAGAGCUCUCUGGAGAAGAGGAUGACUUGAAGGAUGAGAAGCUUCCAAAAUCUGAAUCAGAUGGCAGUAUCAAAAAGAAAGGUUUCCGGUUUUCUUUUGAUGGGAACAGACUAACUUAUGGGAAGCCAUUUACAUCACCCCACCAGUCUUUGCUGAGUGUUCAUGGCUCCCUGUUUUCUCCCAGGCCUAGUAGCAGAACAAGUUUUUUCAGUUUUAGAGACGACGGAAGAGAGAGGGGUUCAGAAAAUGACUUUGCUGACGAUGAGCACAGCACGUUUGAGGACAAUUCGAGCAGAAGAGGUUCUCUGUUUCUGCCGCGCAGGCCCAGUGAGCGGCGCAGCAGUAACAUCAGCCAGGCCAGCAGGUCAUCCAGAAGGCUGACAGUCUUCCCAGUGAAUGGGAAGAUGCAUAGCACCGUGGAUUGCAAUGGAGUGGUUUCCUUGGUGGAGGGACCAGCAGGUCUCUUGUCUCCUACUGCACAACUUCUGCCAGAGGUGAUAAUAGAUAAACCAACGACUGAUGACAAUAGCACAACCACAGAAAUAGAAAUAAAGAACAGACGUACAAGUUCGUAUCAAAUACCAAUGGAGUUGCUGGAGGAUCCUGAUUUAAGGGAAAGGGCCAUGAGUCUAGCUGAUGUUAUCACAAAUAGAAUGGAAGAACUUGAAGGAUCCAGACAAAAAUGUCCACCUUGCUGGGAUAAGUUUGCCCACACUUUCUUAAUUUGGGAGUGUUGUGAGCCCUGGUUAAAAGUAAAGAGUGUAGUUGAAUUUAUUGUAAUGGAUCCAUUUGUUGAUUUGGCUGUCACUAUUUGCAUAGUUUUAAACACACUAUUUAUGGCCAUGGAACAUUAUCCAAUGACUGAACAUUUUGGCACUGUACUUUCAGUGGGAAAUCUGGUUUUUACUGGAAUUUUUGCAGCAGAAAUGGUUCUCAAGAUAAUUGCCAUGCAUCCUUUUAAUUAUUUCCAAGUUGGCUGGAAUAUUUUUGAUAGUUUUAUAGUUACUCUUAGUUUGGUGGAGCUUUUUUUGUCAGACGUGGAUGGAUUAUCCGUUCUCCGAUCAUUCAGAUUGUUGCGAGUUUUCAAAUUGGCAAAAUCUUGGCCAACUCUAAAUAUGCUGAUUAAGAUUAUUGGCAACUCAGUGGGGGCUCUGGGGAAUCUGACCCUGGUGCUGGCCAUCAUUGUGUUCAUUUUCGCUGUGGUUGGGAUGCAGCUCUUUGGGAAGAGCUACAAGGAAUGCGUCUGCAAGAUCUCCAGUGACUGUGAACUUCCUCGCUGGCACAUGCACGACUUUUUCCACUCUUUCCUGAUUGUAUUCCGAGUGCUGUGUGGAGAAUGGAUAGAAACCAUGUGGGACUGCAUGGAGGUUGCAGGCCAAACCAUGUGCCUUAUUGUUUUCAUGAUGGUCAUGGUGAUUGGAAACCUAGUGGUGCUGAAUCUUUUUCUGGCCUUGCUGCUGAGUUCAUUUAGUUCGGACAACCUUGCUGCUACAGAUGAUGAUAAUGAAAUGAACAACUUGCAGAUUGCUGUUGCAAGAAUUCAGAAGGGAAUAGAUUAUGUGAAGAAAAAAGCAGGUGAAUGUGUCCGAAGGUCUUGUUUGGGAAAACAAGCUGCAGUAAACCAAAGAACAGCAACAGAUCAGUUGAAUGUUGAGAGAAAUCAUUGCAUUUCAAAUUCUACCAUCACUGAACUAAGGAUAGAUACAAAUUAUGGCAAAAAUGAAAAUGGAAUGGCCACUGUUAUAGGUGGCAGUGAUUAUACAUCAUUCAUAAACAACCCAAGCCUUACUGUUACAGUACCAAUAGCUGUUGGAGAGUCUGAUUUUGAGCGUCUGAAUACAGAAGAGUUUAGCAGUGACUCAGAUUUGGAUGAAAGCAAGGAGAAGCUAGAUUUUUCCAGCUCAUCAGAAGGAAGUACAGUUAAUUUAGCUGUCCUUGGAGAAGAAAAAAGUGAAACUGAACCAGAAAAAGCAUCAGAACUACAAGCAUGCUUUACAGAAGGCUGUGUACGGAAGUUUAAAUGCUGUAAAGGCAGUACGGAGAGCACAAAAGGAAGAAUCUGGUGGAACCUUCGAAAAACCUGUUACAAGAUAGUAGAGCACAACUGGUUUGAAUCAUUCAUUGUCUUCAUGAUUCUUCUCAGCAGUGGUGCUCUGGCUUUUGAAGAUAUAUAUAUUGAACAGCGCAAGACUAUAAAAACCCUUCUGGACUAUGCUGAUAAAAUCUUUACAUAUGUCUUUAUUCUGGAAAUGGUGCUAAAAUGGGUAGCCUAUGGUUUUCAGACUUACUUCACUAAUGCUUGGUGCUGGCUGGACUUCCUGAUUGUCGAUGUCUCGUUGGUUAGCUUAGUAGCUACUGCCCUUGAUUUCUCAGAAUUUGGUGCAAUUAAAUCGCUCCGAACAUUAAGAGCUUUGAGACCUCUAAGAGCUUUGUCACGCUUUGAAGGCAUGAGGGUGGUUGUGAAUGCUCUUACUGGAGCAAUCCCAUCCAUUAUGAACGUACUUCUGGUUUGUCUUACAUUCUGGCUAAUUUUCAGCAUUAUGGGAGUAAACUUGUUUGCUGGCAAGUUCUAUUACUGUGUUAACACCACAAAUGGUGUGAUGUUCACACCAGAGCAAGUCAGUAAUAAAAGUAUGUGUGAAAAUAUGAGCAGAACUACUGGAGGUGUUCGGUGGAAAAAUGUGAAAGUAAACUUUGAUAAUGUUGCAAUUGGCUAUCUUUCUCUGCUUCAAGUGGCAACAUUUAAAGGAUGGAUGGAGAUUAUGUACGCUGCAGUUGAUUCUACAAAAGCAGAGAAACAGCCCAAGUAUGAAGAGAACCUGUACAUGUACCUUUACUUUGUGGUCUUUAUUGUCUUUGGAUCAUUUUUCACCCUAAACUUAUUCAUUGGUGUCAUCAUAGAUAACUUCAACCAACAAAAAAAGAAGCUUGGAGGCCAAGACAUUUUCAUGACAGAAGAGCAAAAGAAAUACUACAAUGCAAUGAAGAAGCUGGGAUCCAAGAAACCACAAAAACCUAUACCUCGACCAGUGAACAAAUUGCAAGGUCUGGUGUUUGAUAUUGUAACACAGCAACUAUUUGACAUCACUGUUAUGGUUCUAAUCUGUCUUAACAUGGUCACAAUGAUGAUAGAAACAGAUGACCAGACUGAACUGAUGCAAAAUAUUUUAUAUUGGAUUAACUUGGUCUUUGUUGUCCUUUUCACUGGUGAAUGUGUCUUCAAAAUAUUUUCACUCCGUUGUUAUUACUUCACCAUUGGCUGGAAUAUUUUUGAUUUUGUGGUUGUUAUUCUUUCAAUAAUAGGUAUGUUUCUAGCUGAGGUGAUUGAAAAGUACUUUGUGUCACCCACUUUGUUCAGAGUCGUCCGGCUUGCCAGAAUCGGUCGAAUCCUGCGCCUCAUUAAAGGCGCUAAGGGAAUCCGCACUCUGCUGUUUGCUUUGAUGAUGUCUCUUCCUGCUUUGUUCAACAUUGGGCUGCUGCUCUUCCUGGUCAUGUUCAUCUAUGCGAUAUUUGGCAUGUCCAACUUUGCCUAUGUCAAGAGGGAGGAUGGGAUUGAUGACAUGUUCAACUUUGAAACGUUUGGCAACAGCAUGAUCUGCCUGUUUCAGAUCACCACGUCCGCUGGCUGGAAUAAUUUGCUCAACCCAAUUCUCAACAGUGGGGAGCCAGACUGUGACCCCCAUAAAGAUCAUCCAGGGAGCUCUGUGAAAGGUGACUGUGGCAACCCUUCUGUUGGGAUUUUCUUCUUUGUCAGCUACAUUAUCAUAUCCUUCCUGGUAGUGGUGAACAUGUACAUUGCUGUGAUUUUGGAGAACUUCAGUGUUGCUACUGAAGAAAGUGCUGAACCCUUGGGUGAGGAUGACUUUGAGAUGUUUUAUGAGGUUUGGGAAAAAUACGAUCCUGGUGCAACACAAUUCAUUGAAUAUAGCAAACUGUCUGAUUUUGCAGCUUCUCUAGAUCCUCCUCUUAAUAUACCAAAACCAAACACAAUUCAUCUUAUUGCAAUGGAUCUGCCUGUGGUGAGCGGUGACAGAAUUCACUGCCUUGACAUCUUGUUUGCUUUCACAAAGCGUGUUUUGGGGGAAAGUGGGGAGAUGGACGCCCUCAGAAUACAGAUGGAAGAUCGGUUUAUGGCAUCCAAUCCCUCUAAAGCUUCCUAUGAACCAAUUACAACCACAUUGAAACGAAAACAAGAAGAAGUUUCUGCCACUAUCAUUCAGCGUGCUUACAGACGUCAUCUUCUAAGACAGUCAGUAAAGAAACUUUCAUUUAUGUAUCAGAAAGAUGGGGGUGAUCAACUCAUCAGAAAGGAUAUGAUUGUUGGUAAGCUGAGUGAAAACUCAUCUCCAGAGAAAAUGGAUAUGUCUGCAUCCACCACAGCUCCACCUUCUUAUGACAGUGUAACAAAACCGGAAAAGGAAAAAUAUGAAGAUGACAAAUCAGAAAAGGAAGACAAAGGAAAAGACAGAAGAGGAAACAAAAAGUAAAAGGCAGAUGUUAUCCUCGAUGAAUGUUUGCAAACUUGAAAAUACGUUUUUGUCACUAGCACUCUUACUGGAAGAUUAUGCCAAAAUUACAGGUUUUUACAUAUUUACCCACUGCUGCAGUCAAUGCCUGUCCAAGACAAUGAUCCUUCCCUAGUAAACUCUUGGUCUGUAACAGGGAAACAAACUUGCAGAACAAUAGUUUUGAUUAUCAGCUGUUGCUAAUUGAAAGGAGACACAAAAUUUCUACUUGGACUAUAGGAAACCUUAAUGGGUUCUAAUAAGCCUGUAUUUUUGUGGAGUAAGUGUAUCCACUGUGUACAUUUCAUCUCUUAUCUUCCAUGUGUGGCAGUUCUUGUUGAUGAUUUCGUUUGUUUUAAUAACAUACCGCUUUAUUAAUUCUGCUCUGCUGAGAAAAAUAAUCUAAGUACUCUUUAUUUAGGUAAAUACUAAAUAAUACUCUUAUGUGCAGAGAAACACAAAUGUCAGGAGUACGUAAUUGUGGCAUCAUAAUAUGAACAUAGUUCUCUUCAAGGCACUUCUAAAUGCAGAAAACCAGGAUUCCAGAUUACCAAACCUCAGGGUGUAGAUCAAAGAAGCAGCAAACUAUAAAAAAAACAAGAGUCCGGAUAAAGAAUUUGUCAGCAAAUCUAACAAGGGAAUAAUUCUCUCAGAAAAUAGCUGUUAAAGUUUAACAUGGGAAGAGAUGUGAGUGGUAAAAAGAAAAACUGUUUGACAAGACCAUCAUUCCUCAUACCAGUAAGCAAUAGUUUGCUGCUAUUAAAGAUUUUAUUUUGUGUGAAUGUUGUAAUCAGCAAAUAUGCAGUAAGGUAGUGGACUAUACAGGACAAAUAGAUAGCUUAAAAUAUGGGGCUAGAAGAAAAUUAUAACAUAUAUCUAUUAUUUUUAUUUUAAAAAUAGUUUUAUUUUAUAACAUUUUUUACUAUAAGAAAUUGCACAUAUUUUCCUGUUGUUAUUAAUAUUUAUUGUUGUCUGUCUUUGACACUUUACUGUUCAGAAACCUAAUAUACAACGUGUAAUUGAAAAUUUCUGCUAAUUGCUUUAAGCAGCUUCUAAUAAGGAAUAAUUUUAAAACAAAUGGACAGUACGAAUUUUUUUUCUGAUCCGUAGGUUGUUCUUUUUACGUGAAACAAGAUAGAAGGUCUUUCUUUAUGUUAUAAUCCUGUCUGUUGAUUUUCAGGGUAAUCUUAAUCAUAGGAAAAUUGCUUUUUCCCCAGAGUUAAUCUCACACUGUCUGCUUUGCUUAUUGGUGCACGCUGCAGUAGAAACACUUUAAAUAUAAUUUGUUAUUAAAAAAUCUUCCUUCAUGAGGAUGAAUAGUGAACUUGUGCAAUGGACAGUGAAACACUUUGCAUUUCUUACAAAAGAACCAGAAUAUUGAUGGGCUCCUGCUUUUAUGGAAAUUAUUGCCUUAUAGUGUACUGAUGAACUGCAUGCAGGAAGUUGUUUUACCAAAAAUAACUACAGUGCUAAAAACCCAAAAGAAUAAAGAUGACCUUUUUAUGUAA